GCGACGUGUAAGUUCACCACCGAAAGUCUCUAUCAUCACCAUCAUCAUUCAUCUGGACAGCCACUCCCCCGCGGUGGUCCUCUCCUCCUCCAACUCUCACACAGCCAUCGCCCAACUUACGCUAAAGCUCUAGCUUCCUACUGUUUUUUAUCUUUAUUGAGGCCGGUCCCCCAAACUCCGCCUUACUUUUGAUCUUCUUCUUCUUCUCUUCUAUUCAAUAAAAGGACUUGGGUUAUGACCUACUACGAUUGGGUCUUUAUUUAUUUUUAUUUAGAAAUGAAGGAAUCACCCUGCCCGGCUACUCUGAUUCAGGCCAGUAAUUUAUGACCCCCCUUUUUUUUUAAGUGGAUUUUUUCUUCUUCGCUCUGGGGUUGAAAGAAAACAAAAAAAGAGUAAAUCUUUGGGCAUGUGGGUUGCUAUUAAUUGGAAUCAUGGGUGCGUGGGCGUACUGUUUCUGGACUUCUGGGGUAGAACAGAGGCCGAUUAGCUUUUGAUUACAGGAGAGUUGAACUGGGUCCGUCUCUGGUGUUGAUUGCAAAUUAUUACCAUUACUAAUGGAGGCAAGAACGAGACUUGGACUUGGAGGCCAAGCUGAGCUUCUUACUCGUGCUGUGGGUUCUGGGGAUUCGAAGGCGGCGGCCAACAAGAGGAGUAAUUUGGAGUGGGAUCUUAAUGACUGGAAAUGGGAUGAGGAUCUAUUCCUCGCUACCCCUCUCAUCAACUCUUCUACUACUAGUCCCUUGAUUAAUUAUCAUCAUCAGCAAAGCAGGCACUUUUUCCCUCUUGAAACUGGAGGAGUUAAUAAUCAUCAUCAUCAUCAUCGUGAUGUUGCUGCUCGAUCUUCCUCCAGCACCUCAUCCUCAUGCUCAGAUGAAUUCAAGAACCUUGGCGGAGGGGUUGGGGCCGGGUCAAGAAGGGAAUUGGACAAGCGGAGGAGGGUUCUCGUGGUUCGUGAUGACAAUUUGGAGGACGAGGCCGCUCCUGCUAGUCUUGCUCUCAAGCUUAACAGUCGUGGUGGACGAGACUGCUAUACCCCCGAGUGCGAGAGAUAUGCUUCCGGGAAGAAGACCAAGGCUGCUGCUACUGCUGCAAGCCGUGCGGUUUGCCAAGUUGAGGAUUGCAAGGCCGAUCUGACCAAGGCCAAGGAUUACCACAGGCGCCAUAAAGUUUGCGAGAUGCACUCCAAAGCCAGUAGGGCUCUUGUUGCCAAUGUUAUGCAGCGUUUCUGCCAGCAGUGCAGUAGGUUUCAUGCGCUUCAGGAGUUUGAUGAAGGGAAGCGGAGUUGUCGUAGACGAUUAGCUGGUCAUAACAAAAGGAGGAGGAAAACGCAACCUGAUCCCAUGGCAAAUGAAACUUCCUCGAAUGAUAGCCAAGCUAGUGGUUAUUUGUUGAUGUGCAUAGUCAAGAUACUCUCACACAUCCACUCCGGUAAAACAAACCAAACAGAUGAUCAGGAAUUACUGUCUCAUCUUCUAAGAAGCCUUGGUGGCCAUGGUGCCUUACAUGGGGACAAAGACAUAUCUCGUCUUCUGCAGCUACCUCAAAACUUCCCGAAUAAUGGAGCAGAAAUGGUAUCUGCCCUGCUUGCUAAUGGUACUCAAGGCUUGCCAAUCUCCAAACACCCUGAGAUGUCACAGAACAUACUACACAACCGUGAUGUGCAGGUUGAAGAUUUGCCAACCUCAUCCUCGCAGCCCACUCAAAGUUCUGUAGCUUAUGUACAAGUAAAUGAAAAUCAUGUGGAGAGGAAUAAGUUGAAUAAUUUUGAUUUGAAUGAUGCUUAUAUUGAUUUGGAGGCAGCCAUAGAAGAUUUAGAGAGGUCACCAGUCCCUGUUGAUGUAGCAACUAGUAAUCUUGAAUACCAUUCAUGGAUGCGACAGAAUUCUCAUCAAUCAAGUCCUCCUCAAACAAGUGGCAAUUCAGAUUCAGCUUCAGCUCCGUCGCCUUCUAGUUCCAGUGCAGAUGCUCGGAGUCGGACAGAUCGUAUUGUUUUCAAGCUCUUUGGGAAACAACCAAGUGACUUUCCAGGUUCAUUACGGGGACAGAUUCUUGAUUGGUUAUCUCACAGUCCUACUGACAUUGAGAGCUACAUUAGGCCUGGUUGUAUUGUCUUAACAAUAUAUCUUUGUACAUCUGUGUUGGCAUGGGAGGAGCUUUCUCAUAAUUUGGGCUCCAGUUUGAGUAGGCUUCUUAAUGUCUCUGAUGAUGGCUCUUUCUGGAGAACUGGAUGGAUUUACGCAAGGGUGCAGAACCGAAUUGUUUUUAUAUGCAGUGGUCGUAUUGUUGUAGAAACAUCCUUACCUUCACAAAGCAGCUAUUAUGGUGCAAUUGUGAGUGUCAAACCCAUUGCUGUACCACCAUCUGAGAGAGCUGAAUUCACAAUUACAGGCGUUAAUCUGUCAAGGCCCUCCACAAGGAUACUAGGUGCUCUAAGAGGAAGUUAUGUGCUUUUUGAAGAUAAUGGGCAGUCACUUGAACAUAUUGACAGCUUUAAGGAGCAUGAUGAGCUUCAAUGCUUAAAUUUUGCGUGUUCUAUCCCUGUAGUGACUGGAAGAGGAUUCCUUGAGCUUGAAGAUCUUGGCCUUAGUAGCAGCUUUUUUCCUUUUAUAGUUGCUGAAAAGGAUGUUUGCUCUGAGAUCCGUAUGCUUGAAAGUGAAAUGGAAUUACCUGAGACAGAUUGUCUUGGUGUGAAAACCGAAAGUAGAAAAUUGGCCAUGGAUUUUAUACAUGAAUUUGGUUGGCUUCUCCAUAGAAGUCAGUUGAAGUCUAAACUAGGGCACUCAGAUCAAAAUUCUCAUCCUUUUGCUUUCACACGAUUCAAUUGGAUUAUACAGUUCUCAGCAGACCAUGGUUGGUGUGCUGUCGUGAAGAAACUCCUAGAUCUUCUUCUUGAUGGUAAUAUAGGUGCAAGAGAGCAGCCUUUGUUAAGGUCUGCAAUGUUUGAGAUGGGUCUCCUUCACAGAGCAGUGAGAAGAAAUUCCAGGCCUUUGGUGGAGCUACUAUUAAGAUAUGUCCCAGAGAGAAUAGCAAAUGAACUGAGUUUGGAAUACGCUUCUCUGGUUGGUAGUGAAGGAAGCCCGUUGUUUAGACCUGAUGCAGUGGGUCCAGCAGGGUUGACUCCUCUUCAUGUCGCAGCUGGUACAGAUGGGUCUGAGGAUGUACUGAGUGCAUUGACUAAUGAUCCUGGACAGGUGGCAGUUGAAGCAUGGAAAAAUGCUCGUGACAACAAUGGUUUCACCCCUGAAGAUUAUGCUCGGCUGAGAGGACACUACUCUUACGUCCACCUGGUCCAGAGGAAGAUCCACAAAAAAAUUUUGGUUGGGCAUGUGGCGGUUGUCGAUAUUCCAAACGCAGUCUCUAGUGGUAGGACGAAGCAAAAUGAAGAAGAGGAGGCAAGAAAGACCAGCUUUGAAAUUGCAAGGUCUGAGAUAGGUUCAGCUGAGCUCCAUCGUUGUAGGCUUUGUGAUAGAAAAUUUGUUGCUACAGGAGGUGGCAAUGGUUCUCCUCUCUACAGACCGGGCAUGCUCUCAAUGGUAGCUAUAGCUGCAGUCUGCGUUUGUGUGGCACUGCUGUUUAAAAGCUCACCUGAAGUUCUAUUUGUGUUCCGCCCCUUCAGGUGGGAAAUGUUGGACUACGGUUCUUGGUGAGACCCCAAUACGGGCAUCAGACCUGAUAUGGUAAUAAACAUAUUGAUCUCUUAUCGGGUAUUGUAGACAUUGGUAAAAUUGUAAAGUUAUAGAGACAUUGGUAAUAAGCAUACUGUUGCAGGUUGUUGGAUGGGAUACUACUACUAGUCAAAGGACUGUUAGAUUUCUUGUC
Messenger RNA from Coffea eugenioides, 3819 nucleotides. RefSeq names its product squamosa promoter-binding-like protein 1. The record is from RefSeq and is a predicted model, not a curated record. Gene Ontology annotation, cellular component: nucleus. The coding region runs from base 555 to 3647 and encodes 1030 amino acids. Gene Ontology annotation, molecular function: DNA binding. Lineage: Eukaryota; Viridiplantae; Streptophyta; Magnoliopsida; Gentianales; Rubiaceae. The transcript has 11 exons.